Molecule: messenger RNA, 2601 nt
Organism: Exaiptasia diaphana
Lineage: Eukaryota; Metazoa; Cnidaria; Anthozoa; Actiniaria; Aiptasiidae
Product: putative ammonium transporter 3
Exons: 7
Coding region: 305-1798 (497 amino acids)
Biological process (GO): ammonium transmembrane transport; ammonium homeostasis
Cellular component (GO): membrane
Molecular function (GO): ammonium channel activity
Source: RefSeq, a predicted model, not a curated record
ACGAGUAGGAGGCCUCRACAAUCAAGGAAAAACAACCUAAUACGACUUUUAAUUCAACAGCUUAAAAAGAAUUCUCUCUCUGUGACGAAGCAAACCUGGUGUUAUCKAAGGUGUUGAUUUAAUCAAAACAGUAUGUGGAAAGUAMAGUGAAUGAGCGUUUGUCCAUCGAAAUAACCCAGCUUUCAAAAGAGCUGUUGUCGAUCGAUUCAACUCUGAUCUCUAAAUGGCAKCUUUUCUCGUGAAUAAACGAUGAUGAUGAAGCAAAAACGAUAAAGAAGAUUGUGUUAUUGGUAAAUUCAUCCAAAUGUCUGGUUGUCUAUCACAUAAUGACUCCUCGCUAUGCAAUUCCACAGUCCUGACCACCUCAAGCCCCACACCAGAAACAACAGCCAAGUAUCGCCUACAAGGCGUUGUCGGAUGGGACGAUGCAACAUGGGUGCUAUCAAGCUCAUUUAUAAUUUUUACGAUGCARUCGGGUUUUGGGCUUCUUGAAUCGGGCAUGGUUUCCAGAAAAAAUGAGGUCAAUAUCAUGGUAAAAAAUGUUGUUGAUGUCAUUUUUGGUGGAUUUUCUUUCUGGAUAUUCGGGUAUGCCUUGGCAUUUGGCGAUGGACCAAACAGCAACCCGUUUUGUGGAACAGGUCGAUUUUUCACCAACGCAGAAGAGUCUGAAAUGGGCAACAUAUUUUCAAAAUUCUUUUUCCAGUUAUCAUUUGCAACAACAGCCAUCACUAUCGUGUCUGGUGCAAUGGCAGAGAGAACAAAGCUCGAGUCUUACUGUGCAUUCUCGUUUUUUGGCACGUUUAUUUAUUCUAUGCCCGCUCAUUGGCUGUGGUCCAAAGAGGGCUGGCUAUCGCAGCUUGGAGCCGUGGAUAUUGCAGGCAGUGGUGUAGUGCAUGUUGAAAUAUCCGCUGUUAACACACUUAAUUCUUCCAUUGGUGGUGGCAUAUUUGCGUUUUUCUACAGCUAUAUCUUGUACAACAGAAAAGUAGAUGUCACGUACUUGAUAGUUGGAAUUCUUGGCGGUCUUGUCUCAGUUACAGGUAUCUGUCCAAUAGCUCAUCCUUGGGAAAGUCUCUUAAUUGGCAGUGUUGGUGGAUGCUGUGCUUGUUUUGGUCGUAUUYUGAUGUUCAAGCUCAGAAUCGACGAUCCGACCAGCUGUAUUGCAGUUCACACAUUGUCAGGAAUAUGGGGACUUCUUGCUGUUGGUCUGUUCAUCGAGGAAGAUCAGUUAGAGACCUUUUCUGUCUUUAAGGGAGUCUUCAAAGGAGGUAAUGGCUAUCUUCUUGGGGUUCAAAUGCUUGCAGUGGUUUCUCUUGCUGCCUGGAGUGCUGUCACCGCGGCGUUAAUUCUGUUUGCAAUCAAAUACACAAUUGGACUUCGCAUGACAGAAGAAGAGGAGAAACUAGGGGCMGACUAUGUGGAACACGAAAUGGAUUUCAAAAAAGGCAACCAGACGUCACGGCAAAAUGCACUUAAAGGUCUCAAUCAGUUUAUACGGAAGAAGAUCGAGCCGUCGCGAAGUCCAAGUCCAAAGAAAAGAAGCGAUUUUGGCGUUGAUGUCAUUUCGAAGGCUUUCACUAUCAAAAUYGAAAGAGAUGAAAAAGAAAUGACAAUCGAAAGUGUAGGUUCCGAGCGUUCUUMUUCUUAUUCCCUACUUCCUGGGCUGAAUCCGAGUCUUCGGCAGAAUCUAGCAGAAGAGCGUAAACGAAGACUAGUCGAGGAUGAAGAAAAGAGUGAACGACGAAGAAGUAGGGAUCCAUCGCCUAUUCUACUCCUCCCCAAACCAACGAUGAGUUAAUCGAAUCUUGUGCGACGAYAUUAGAAUCAGUAAACCUGCGCAGUAAAUAUCAAUAAUUUCAUGGAAGGUGCUACUUCUACGGGAUUUUAUUCAGAAGUUGUUUGCAGCAUACAACGAACGAUCGAGAAACGAGCGAAUGAGUUUAUGAUACAAACAACGCCCUGUAAUCUGUUUAUAGUAUAUAUAACGAGACUGUUUUUAUUCGGCAUAUUUUCUUAAUAUGCUUUUUGAACUAUGCAAGCAACAAACUCACUUUUUCAUCGGUAAACGAGCCCGGAAGCGCUCCAAUUUAAACUUGGUAGGUUAUUUUGUUUAAUAAGUAUGAAUAUGUCAUUUUCUUGUGUGUUUCUACAAUACUUAAAAGAUAUCUCACCCGUUUUGUGUUAAUAGACCAAGAGACGGUUUUGACACCAUUUUGUUUGGGUAGGCAAAAUAACAAGGAUACACUGUGAAAUCGAUGUCAAACAGAAGCUCAUAACCAGAUGGUUAUUCACUUCUGAUGUCAAAUAAUUCCAGUUGAAUUCUCUAUACAUUUCUUUGUAAUUUCCGGGGUCAUCAACUCCUUUUCGUAGUAUCUAACGUUUGAAAUUAAUGAUUCUUUCAGAAUAGGAAUUCAACUGGAAUUAUUUGACAUCGAUUUCACACUGUAUCCUUGUUAGUUUGCGAGACUUUGACUACCCAAACAAAAUGUCGGUAAAAGCCGUCACGUCAACUAUUGAAUGAACUUCUAUAAUUUUGAUUCUUUAAGAUUUUUGUCUUUUUUAUUCUCUAUGUUAAUUUUUGAAUAAAGAAAACUCGUCUUA